Messenger RNA from Clupea harengus (Atlantic herring), 2124 nucleotides. Its product is annotated as EF-hand calcium-binding domain-containing protein 6-like. The transcript is spliced from 8 exons. NCBI's taxonomy places the organism in Eukaryota, Metazoa, Chordata, Actinopteri, Clupeiformes, Clupeidae. The coding region runs from base 457 to 1842 and encodes 461 amino acids. The record is from RefSeq and is a predicted model, not a curated record. Gene Ontology annotation, molecular function: calcium ion binding.
GAUGAGCGAUUGAAAAGAAACAAAAAGUUUUCUCCUUCAUGACACACAACGCCAGAGAGCAUACUCCUUUAUGUUAUAGGACCAUUUCUUACUCACACACUCAGUCCCCACCAUUAGUGUCGUCACCAUCCUAGCUGAGGCCUCUCACCAUGUUGCUGAGGUCACAGCCUCUCUUGUGCCUUUAGUUAAAGGGCUUCAUUAUUAAGGUGCAACCCCCAGUUCCUUGAGCCAGCAACCCUAAUUAGCCUGGGUCCUCCACUGAAGGACUUGCCUUUCACAUAUCCUUAGCUCACCUUCAAGAGAGAAGCUGCCCUCCACUCCACAGCCUAGCCCAGGUCAUCCAUUAGAGCAACCCAUUAACCAGCUCAGGGCCUUAACUGGGGGAUUACGCCACUGUUCACCGCUCUUGCCAAGAUAGAAUACAACUGAGAACUGGAGUAGUGGGGAGGGAUAUGAAUGCGGCUGCUAUUAAUAAAGACUGUGUGUGUGUGUGUCUCUGUGUGUGUGUGGGUGUGUGUGUGGGUGGGUGUGUGCGCGUGUGUACAUGUAUCUGUGUUUAUGGUGUUUGUCUGUGUUUCAAGGAGCAUAGACAAAUUCAAGAAGAGGGCUAUUAGCCAGGAGGAGUUCAGGGCCGCUGUGGAGAGCAGGUUCGGCCUGGAGAUCUCUGAGCCCGAGUUUGAACAGCUGCUGGACAGACUGCCGCUGGACGCCUACGGAAACGUGCAGUAUCCCAUCUUCAUGGCCGCCUUCGAUACGAGCCGAGGAGUUCCCAGUCUUUUCCAGGCGCAGACCACCGAGGAUUGUGGGAAUAGAGAUGGUGUCAUGGAGGAGGGGGUUCGGAGCGUGGGAGAGGACAGAGGGAUGUUGGGACCGCGUCGGAGUGUCAGUCAGCUCUUCCACAUCAUCAAGCGUUUGGUGACGGAGCAGUAUCAGGCAGUGGAGAGGGUGUUCCACGAGCUGGACGAGAAGAACACAAGACGCCUGACACAGGAGACCAUGUACCAGCUCCUGAAGAGGUUCCUGGUCCACCCUGAGGUGACUCGUGGGCAGAUUCGGCAGCUGUGGGGCACCCUCAUCACGCAGCAGGACGGCACCCUGGACUUCCUGCAGUUUGCCCGCCACUUCGGCCCCUCCCCGAAGUCCUCUUGCUUCCCAAAUGCCAAGCGCUGCCCACCUCAGCGUGGAGAUGAGAAUCUGCGCCAGCGCUCCAAACGCCUCACCUGCGUAUCCGACAUACUGGGCAAUGCUGUACGCGCCAAGGUGGAACAUUCAAUGCCUGAUCUGCAGAUGGAGUUUGAGGAGAUGGACCCAUACCGCACUGGCUUUGUGAGUCCAGAGGAAUUUAAGGAAGUUCUGAUGACGCUCUGCUCUCAGCUUGAUGAAUACGAGUGUGAAGUCCUCGCUAGGAAGUUUGACGUCAACAGAGACGGAAGGGUCUCCUACAGCGAGUUUCUGAGGCCCUUUGCUGGGCAUAAGCAGGCGUGGAGGAAUGGAUCCAACAUGGCUGCAAUCCUGCAGUCGCACGGAGAGAAUGGGGAUUUGGCUGAGGGGAAGAACACCACCAAAUUAGGAUCCCUGAAUGUCAGGCUCAGGAAGAAGUCUCCCCAGCUCCAUAGGAAGAGGCGUACCCUGCGGCGUGCGUUUCUCCGUCUGGACAUGUCCCGCUCUGGCCUCCUCUCCGUGUCAGAGCUGCGGGCCGUCCUGAUGCUCUGUGGGGUCUUGCUGGACCAGGAGGACCUCUACCAGAUUCUCUCCCGCCUGGACCAGGACCUGGGAGGCCGUGUGGACUACCGCUCCCUCCUACAGGAGCUCUGCAAACCACCGCUGCAGAGAGACCAAUAGAAGUCAAAGCGUUUCAGUGGAUAGGAUCUUAACUGGCGUCUGUGGGUCAUUGUAACCAGACCGCUAUGUGUUUACUGUAGCAGUUUGGUUUUUAGAAUUACUGAACAAAACUGUAGUGUUUGAGGAGGCUACCUUGACCAUGUGCAAGUCAGAUCAGAACCAGUUUUCACUUUUUGUUUUGUAGCUUAGCACUGUUAUCACAUUCCGGGACAUCUUUGCAGAACAGUCUGCGUUUAUAGCAGGAACAAUUUUUAAAUGUAACAGUGGGAGACGUGAUGAUGA